Paralichthys olivaceus (Japanese flounder) is the source of this 1810-nucleotide messenger RNA. The record is from RefSeq and is a predicted model, not a curated record. Lineage: Eukaryota; Metazoa; Chordata; Actinopteri; Pleuronectiformes; Paralichthyidae.
GCCGAUUUGAGUCACUUCAGCCACUGCGCAUGCGUCAAGGGUACAGCGCUGUGCUCAACUGCCCACUUCAAAAUAAAAGCGAACGAGAAAAAGAGAAGAGAGGAGGGAGGCAGUGCUAGAGAGAACUUCCCUCCCAUCAUCAUCAGCAGCAGCAGCAGUGUGUACACAUAUACAUCUACGUGUGUAUGCGUGUGCAUGUGUGUGUGCGCGGUCAGACGCCCGUGCACGCGCGCGGUUAGAGAGAGACCUCCCCGGUUCACAGUGGCUCAGUGUUUUGGAGAGUAACCUGUGGGUCGAUGCACCGCAGCGAGGAGCAUGAACACAGGGAUCCUGCAGCUCAGAGGACCAGAGAGAGAGAGAGGAAGGUGCACACCAGCGAGCUGAACCCUCAGGGCUGUCCAUAGGGAACCAUGUGCAGCUCCCUGAGCCCCAAACACCUCAUCGGCCCCGGCCUCACGGACAUGCAGCAGUACCACCAGUGGCUGGCCAGUCGACAUGAAGCCAGCCUGCUGCCCAUGAAGGAGGACCUGGCCCUGUGGCUCACUAAUAUCCUCGGUCUGGAAAUCACCGUCGAGAGCUUCAUGGAUCGCUUAGACAAUGGCUUCCUGUUGUGCCAGCUGGCUGAGACACUGCAGGAGAAGUUCAGGCAAAGUAACGGAGACCUGCCUGCCCUUGGCAACGCAAAGUGUAUUCCCUAUCGGAGGAUACCAUGUCGGCGGAGUGCGCCCUCUGGUUCUUUCUUUGCACGGGACAACACAGCUAACUUCCUGGCCUGGUGUCGUGAGAUUGGAGUUGGUGAAAUGUGUCUUUUUGAGUCGGAGGAUUUAGUUCUUCACAAGCAGCCACGAGAGGUGUGCCUCUGUCUUUUAGAGUUGGGGCGGAUAUCAUCACGGUACAACGUGGAGCCUCCGGGCCUAAUAAAACUGGAGAAAGAGAUUGAGCAAGAAGAGAAAGCGCCUCUAUCUCCUCCAUCACCUUCAUCUCCUACUCAGCCCCUCCCUCCAUCUCCUGCUUCCUCUCCUUCACCUUCUCCCUCUGCAUCCCCGACUCCUCCCAAAGUGACGUCCAGCAAGAAAAGCACAGGGAAGCUGUUGGAUGAUGCCGUAAGAAAUAUCGCUGAUGACCCCCCCUGCAGGUGUCCAAAUAAAUUCUGUGUAGAAAGACAGUCGCAGGGUCGAUACCGUGUUGGGGAGAAGAUGCUCUUUAUCCGAAUGCUGCACAACAAGCACGUGAUGGUGCGUGUCGGCGGAGGCUGGGAGACCUUUGAGAGCUACCUGCUGAAGCACGACCCGUGCCGCACGCUUCAAUUCUCCCGGGUGGAGGGCAAGAUGUCUCCUGUCAGCAACAAGUCCCCCAACAUCAAGGACUUGACCCCCGACAGCUACCUGGUGGUGGCGGCACACUACCGCAGCAAAAAGUGAAGACAUGAGACAGAGAAAGGGGCCAUUAGUAAAAGAACACAAAAGGUUUUGUGUCUAGACAUUCAUGGAAAGUUCACUUGUGUAACAGUGAUGCUUUGUUUUUUAUGUAAAAAAAGGCACAUGAAUGUCAUAUAAAGGCUGCAGUCAUACAAGGAGGUUUUAUUUUAUUUUACGUAACUGUAAAAUUAAAGCUUUUAAAAUAUUAAAAAAAUCUUUUUGACUGCGUACAAGUGAAGCUGUACAACUUUGUUGAGAAUUGUUUAUGGGUCUCUUAUUUUAAGCAAUAUACAGUAAUCACUUAGUGUAGGUAGAAUAUUUGCAGAUUUUGGUGCACAUGCUCUUAUUUGAAUGCAGUCAAUAAGGCCUGUGGUACCCGUCCGCAUUAUAUA